Molecule: messenger RNA, 4081 nt
Organism: Arvicanthis niloticus (Nile rat)
Lineage: Eukaryota; Metazoa; Chordata; Mammalia; Rodentia; Muridae
Source: RefSeq, a predicted model, not a curated record
UCAUGAGCCGAGCAGAGGCCGCCGAGGUCGCGGUGGCGGGGCAGGUGCCCUGGCGGCGCGGGAGCUAGAGAUGAUGCCAUUUGCGGUGACCACCCAAGGAGCACAACAACCGGCUCCCGCCCCGAAGCAGUUCGGCAUAUCGUCCCCCAUCAGCCUGGCCGCCCCCAAGGACACAGACCGCGAACUCACCCAGAAGCUGAUCGAGACCCUCCAGCCCUUCGGGGUGUUUGAAGAGGAAGAGGAACUGCAGCGCAGGAUUUUAAUUUUGCAGAAAUUAAAUAAUCUGGUGAAGGAAUGGAUCCGAGAAAUCAGUGAAAGCAGGAAUCUUCCACAAGCUGUAAUUGAGAAUGUUGGGGGGAAAAUUUUUACGUUCGGCUCUUACCGACUAGGAGUACACACGAAAGGUGCAGAUAUCGAUGCGUUGUGCGUUGCACCAAGACACGUAGAUCGAAAUGACUUUUUCACCUCCUUCUAUGACAAAUUGAAACUACAGGAGGAAGUAAAAGAUUUAAGAGCUGUUGAGGAGGCCUUUGUGCCGGUUAUCAAACUGUGUUUUGAUGGAAUAGAGAUUGAUAUUUUGUUUGCAAGAUUAGCAUUGCAGACUAUUCCGGAAGAUUUGGACCUACGAGAUGAUAGUCUGCUUAAAAAUUUAGAUAUUAGGUGCAUAAGAAGCCUUAAUGGUUGCCGGGUAACUGAUGAAAUUUUACAUCUAGUACCAAACAUCGACAGCUUCAGGUUAACACUGAGAGCCAUCAAAUUAUGGGCCAAAUGCCACAACAUCUAUUCCAAUAUAUUGGGUUUCCUUGGAGGUGUUUCCUGGGCUAUGCUAGUAGCAAGAACUUGCCAGCUUUAUCCAAACGCAAUAGCAUCCACUCUUGUACGAAAAUUUUUCUUGGUGUUUUCUGAGUGGGAAUGGCCAAAUCCAGUGUUGUUAAAAGAACCAGAAGAACGAAAUCUUAACUUGCCUGUAUGGGACCCAAGAGUGAAUCCUAGUGACAGGUACCAUCUUAUGCCUAUAAUUACACCAGCAUACCCACAGCAGAACUCCACGUACAAUGUGUCUGUUUCAACCAGGAUGGUCAUGAUUGAGGAGUUUAAGCAAGGGCUUGCUAUUACUCAUGAAAUUCUGCUGAAUAAGGCAGAAUGGUCCAAGCUUUUUGAAGCUCCAAGCUUUUUUCAAAAAUACAAGCAUUAUAUUGUACUUCUGGCAAGUGCACCAACAGAGAAACAACAUUUAGAGUGGGUGGGCUUGGUGGAAUCAAAGAUCCGAAUCCUGGUUGGGAGCCUAGAAAAGAAUGAGUUCAUUACUCUGGCACAUGUGAAUCCCCAGUCAUUUCCAGCACCAAAAGAAAAUGUUGACAAGGAAGAAUUUCGUACUAUGUGGGUGAUCGGGUUAGUGUUGAAGAAGCCAGAAAAUUCUGAAAUUCUCAGUAUUGAUCUCACCUAUGAUAUUCAGUCUUUCACAGAUACAGUGUACAGACAAGCAAUAAAUAGUAAGAUGUUUGAGAUGGAUAUGAAGAUUGCUGCAAUGCAUCUAAGAAGAAAGGAACUUCAUCAGCUACUUCCAAAUCAUGUUCUUCAGAAAAAGGAAACACAUUUAACAGAAGGUGUAAGAUUGACAGCUGUGAAUGACAGCAGUCUUCUCUUGUCUAUAGACAGUGAAAACAGCAUGACUGCACCUUCACCUACUGGCACUAUCAAGACAGGUCCACUGACUGGAAACCCUCAGGGCAGAAACAGUCCUGCUCUGGCUGUUAUGGCAGCAUCUGUGACCAACAUACAGUUUCCUGAUGUUUCCUUGCAGCAUGUGAAUCCCAUAGAAAGCUCGGGGAUUGCACUGAGUGAAAGCAUCCCUCAGAUUCCUUCACAACCUACCAUUUCACCACCACCUAAGCCUACAAUGACCAGAGUUGUUUCUUCAACACAUCUGGUAAACCAUCCAUCUGACCUUCAGGAAAUACAGCAACGAACAUACCCAAUCCUAUACUAGGAGUCUAGAAAACAUUCUCGCCUGAUAAGAAGAAAGGAACAAGAAACCCAACAGAAGGGAAGGAACCAGAUAGACGAGUCCAGCUUAGACACUACUCAGACAGCAGCUUCUCUGUUGGCCUCUCAGGAAACACCUGGGAACAGAUAAGCCCGGUAUCCCUGUUUUUCCUAGAGAUCCUAUUCCUUUUAUUGAGAGUUCAAUAAAACAGAUUGAAUGGAUAGAAACCACCUCAAAGGCCCUUACACAAAUUCUUGCAAAUUGAACUUGUCGCUUUCAGAUGUUAAAGGAAAAUGAGGGAAGCAGACUAGAUAUGACUCAAAAUAGAUUCAUACUCGAUUGGUAACUUUUUUUACUGGCCUAAUCUUGAACCCAAGUCCAGAUUAGCAUUCAAAACCAGAAGUACUGUUACUCAUGCCUCAGAUCAUUAGUGUGUUGAUAGUAGUUACAUUAUUUCAGAGAACUAUGAUUAGAAAAGAGAAAAAAAAAAAACCUCCAGAUGUAUUCAUUUCUAUCCAUGACUGACAUUAGAAUUGGAUUUAUGUUUGAUCCACUGUUGGGAAAUUUACAAUACAAUCUAUCAGAACCCCUUAUUUUAGCACUUUAUGGGAUUUUUAUUUUUUCCAUUAGGAACUAAUUUUUGACUUUCCACUUUGGUGAAUUUUCACUUUCUUUCCUCCCUGAAAAGGUUUCUUUACUAAUCUUAAAGUUGCAUGCUAUUUUUGUGGUAAUAUACUUAAGAAAGCACAAAAUAUGUAUCUCAGUUCCCAGGAGGUGGCUACACCCUUUAAAAUGGAAUGUAAACUCUGAGGGCAUUCAUUUGACAUCAAAUCCAUAAUUACUAAGUAUUUGGUUUCUGUGGGACAAGAUCAAGAAAUGGUAUAUGAGUUUUAUCUGUAGAAUUGUUUGGGAGAAUGUAUAAUCAGCAACUAGGUAUUUUCUCAGAAUUCCACAUUCUUUUGUCCUUAAUCAUCAGUCCUCAAACAAAAAAACCUUUGCAUUAAGCAUGCAUGCAUGCAUGUUGCUUCUUUAAAGUCCAGGAUAUUAAUAUCUAAACCAUAAUAUGAAUCCAAAAGUUUUUUGGCCACAUGGCACAAAACACCAAAUUCUGACUCCGUGGUUAAUAUCUCAGGAAAACUUCGGUCAGUGUUCUGUUUUUGAUCUCCACGGAUGUGAGAUUUUCUAGAUCAUAGAGUAUCUACUUAGGAAGAAAACUAGUUUCUAAUUUUAAAUAUGUAGGCAAGAAGGCAUUUUUACUCUUAAGAACCUUGAGCCAUGUUUUAUUUUAAUUCGGUACCAGAAUUUAUCAGAUUACAUGUGUACAGACAUACAAAAAAUAAUUUCCACAAAGCACUUGACAUCUAGUCAGCUUUCUACUCUUUUUUUCCAAAUCUCAGGGAUACUAUAAAUUAGAGCUGCUUCUCAAUAAAGUAGCAGAAUCCCCGUAUGUAAGAACUAUGAGGGCCAACAGAUGUCACUGAAUGAUAGCUUUAGUCUUCCUUCAUGUAGAUACAGCAAAUUUAACAGCUCUUCCAAGCAGCCAGGUCUGUCUCCCUUUCCCUCUAAAACUCUUCCUUUCUGUUCUGCCUGUUUUCUCCCAUGUCAAGUCAGAAUCGUUUAACCCUUCUAGAUUAAUUUUCAGUGUUGGAAUAUAGUCUUUUCCCUUUUAAACUAUGCAGUAAUUGAGACUUUCUGAUACCUAGACUGCCGGGCCUCUGCCUGUCACACCUCUGCUCUGUGCAUGUUCACCUUGCCCUUCACCAGCAUGAAAAAGCACAGGGUUUCUGCAUUUCAAAUAGCUAUGGGGUCUGCUGGAGACGGCCAGGCACAAAUUUAGUCUCCUCAUUUUGUUUACACAUUGGAAAAUUGUUUAUUAAAUGUUUUGUGUAACUAUGCCUGUUUUUUUUUUUAAACCAAGCUGGAAACUUGGGACUUUUGAAGUCUAGUUUUUAUUACGUGAAUACCAGACUAUUUUUUCAUGUGAUGUGUGUAGUGUCUCCUGAGUGGAGUUUGCUGUUACGUGGUAUCUGUACUCCUUGUAUUUUCGAGCACUAUUUUGAAAGCAGAUAAUGUAUUUCUCCAUUACAAACACAA